AAAUGGAAAUUAAAUCAUUAUUUUAUUCAAAAUGUAAGUGUACAAUAGUUUUACUAAUCAUUAAUGUUAUUUAUAAAUCAAAAAACAAACAUAAAUGUUAUAAUACCUAAUACAUACCUAUAAAUUUUGCUGUUAUUUUAAUUUUCAGUUUUUGCUACUGUAAAAAAUUUAAAAAUUAACAUACACUUGAAUGUUAAAAAUUCCCUAAAGUGUAUAAAAACUAUUACUACUUAUAAAUUAUAAAUUUGAUAAAAUAUUUACAUGAUGAAAAUUAUGAGUCAUAACUUAGGCAGCUCUCCCACUAAAUCAAUGAUUAAAAUAGCAAAUCUUUAUUUAAAAAAACAAAGAAAGUGGCAUACAAAAAUAUUUUAAAUCUUCUGUUGGUCUGCAUAUUAAUGCGUGCAAGUCGUACUGUGUAUGUGGGAGAAAUCCAAUUUAUAAAUAUUGAAAAACGGAUGCCAUAGUCCUCAGUUUCAUCUACUGUGUCAAUUGAAAAACACUAAUAGGAAAGCUGCUUUAGUCAACUUUAGUGACUACUACCAUACAUUGAGUAAUAGCAAAAGUAAUUUUAUAAUACAAAAAUAAAUCAUACUAUAUACUACAAACAAAUUAUUUUGUUAUUUAUUAUUACUAAAUAAUUUAGUUUUUAAUAAAAAUUGGUAACUAAUUUUAAUUACUAAAUAUAUUAAUAAAAAUAAUUUACAUGUAUAAAAUAUAAUAUUAUAUGUUAUAUUUUCAGAGCGUAGAAAAAAUUGUAUUUUACGUAACCAUAAACAAUUCCAAAAUGUUGAACAAUCAAAUCAAAUAAAAUAUCAAUGCUUUGAUAGUAAUAUUAACAAGAAAACAAUUGAAGUCACAGACAACAAUUAAUUAACAACCAUUGAUAAUAUUAUAAUUCAUAUUAUAUUUAAACAAGGAGCAAUCAAAAAGUUUUGUAUCAAAAUGAAAUUUGUAAAUGUAUAACAAUAUAAUAUUUGUAUUAAUGUGAACCUACUAAUAAACUAAUACAAUAAUUGCUUUUAGUAUAAUAAUACUCAAUAUUCUAAAAGUAGUAUCAAACAGUGUUUGACUUCUUUUUAUGUUCUUUAAAUGUUUCAUGAUUGAUAUAAACUAUCAAUUUCUGCUUUGUAUUUAUCAUAAAUUUCUCUUCGUUUUAUUUUAAAAGCUGCAGUCACCAGAUUAUUAUCCGGUGUCCAAACAUCAGUACAUAGUGUAAUGGCUGUAGGUAUUUCAAAUCGUUCAAGUUUAUCUAAAAUUAAUAACAAACAUUAACACAAAAUAUAUUAUGAAAAAAAAUAUUAAUAGUACGUACUUUUUUUACCAUAAGCGGUUAAUUCAUCUAGAACUGAUUUUUUUAAAUCUUUAUUCUCAUAUAAAAUUUCAGGACUUAUUUCAUUUGGAUUUUCAAUAUUUAAUUUUUUAGCCAUACUUAUCAAGUGUUGUCUGUUAGGAACAACUAAUGCAAUUGUGUAAAUAUUAAAUGGAUUUCCAUAAAUGCAUAUGUUGUCAACUACUGGACAAGUUUUAAGUUGUGAUUCCACUUUACCUAAAGACACAUACUCACCACCUUGUAGUUUAACUAAAUCUUUUUUACGAUCUAUAACAUAUAAGUUUUACAUUUAAUUGUUACUGUGUAUUGUCUUAAGUAGUUAAAUAACAGAAGUAUUAAUAUUAACCAAUAAUUUUAAUGGCACCAUCCGUUUCUAGUUGUCCAAUAUCUCCAGUUUUAAACCAAAUUUUACCAUCUUUUUCGAAAAAUUCUUCUUUUGUUUUUUGGUCAUUUUUAUAAUAUCCAGAAGAUAUGUUAUCACCACCUAAGACAAAAAGAUAUGAUUAUUAAAAAUCUCUAAUACAAGAAUAAAUAUUCAUUUCAAAACUAACCUAUAAUUAGUUCACCCCUAGGAUAGGGUUUAUCUGUUAUUCUGUAGCUACCUUCUUCCCAACUCACCAACAUGAAAUCGUUGACUGUUAAUGGUGCUCCAACUCGACCCGUGGACAUGUCAUCUUCUGUUAGUUAAUAAUAAAUAAAGUAAAUAAAUAUAUAAAUUAAAAUCUAUAUAUUAAAAUUAAAAUCUUUUAUUUAUAUAUUUAUUUAUGAGUAUUAACCAUUUGAUUAAUUUUGUUUUUACUUUAUUAUUUUAUUAAUUAAUAAUAAUUAAAAAAUUGGUAUUAAAUCAAAGCUGUAAUACUAUUUAAAUAUUAUUUAGAAAAUAUAACUGAUAGAAUUAAAAUAGACAAUAUAAAAGGUAAGAACAAAUUAAUGACCAUAAGAGUACAGUAACUAUUCCAUUUAUUAUUAAUUCUAUAUAUUGUGGGAAUAUUUAAUCUGAAAAUUGAAGGUAGCCUAUAUUAUAUGCAGAGGAUACAGCAUUGUGACUGGUACAUGGGAGACUAUAAUGAAAAUAACAGAAAAACAUUUAAAAAGGUAUCAAAACUGGCCUUCUAACAAUAGCUUAACAUUAAAUAAUAACAAAACUGUUUUUAUAACUUUUUGAAAUUCAAUAAACGCAUCUUCCAAUAUCUUUACAUUAAAAGCCCAAGACUCAAAAUAUGAAUCCAUUUUACAAUGCAAUUGUGCAAUAAACAGAUUUAUUCAGAAAAAAUAUUUACAAGUUACAUUAGACCAAUAUUUAGGAUAGACCAUGCAUAUUUUGGAAUUAAAUCUGAAAAUGCCUUAAUUGACAAGCUUUAUAAUAUGGCAAAGCACUUUUUAAGAGUACACUCACAAAAAUAACCACUGCCUUGUCUCAAUCAAUAAUUGAAUAUGGUUUAACGAUGUGAGAAGUAGCAAUACAAAUAUAUAUAAUCUGCAUACAGUCAGUAAAGAAUAAAUCUCAAAAAUUAUUAUUCCUAUACCUAGUCUGUAUCCUAGUAAACAACUUAGAAGCAAAAAUAUUAACUGUAUAGAAAUUAUACUACAAAAAAUUGCAUUAUAUCACAUAUUUACAUAUUAAAUGUAAUUAUUACAAGCAAUUGUUCUUAGCUGUAAAAUGAGUUCUAAAAAUCUAAUAUUUCCCGAAAUAAACACAAUAAAAAAUUAUCAGCCAUCUGAUCAUAUGUUUUAAGACUAUAUAAAAAGGUCCCAAUAAUAACAAAAUUGUCAAUAAUUAGUAAAUUAUAAAUUGUUAGUAAAGAAAUUCUGUGAAGGUUUUUGUCAAUAAUAUAAAUUAUGUUAUUUAUAUUUUAUGUAUUGUGUUAUGUAUUAUCAUUCAACUUUAAAUUAUAUUAUCAUUAAUAUAAUUAUUCUAUUAUUUUUAAUUUUCCUUUUCCUCUAGACACUCACUUAUCAAAACAAGGAUUUUGUCCUUAGUGAUAAGUGAUUAGGAAAAUUUGUAAAAAUCAAUACUGCUAAAUAUAUGUAUUAUUAUAAUUAAAUAAACAAAUAUUACUAUCACAGUAAAAUAUGCUUAUAUGUGCAUACUAACUACUCAUUGCACAGCCACAAGAACUAGUUUCUGUUAAUCCAUAACCUUGUUGUACUGUCUCACAAAGACAAAUUUUGAUAAGAGUAUGUGUCUCUGGUGAUAAAGGUGCACCACCACAUAAAAUAAAACGAAUACGGCCACCCAAUAACUCACCAGUUUUCUUAAAUACCAACCUGGAUUAAAAAUAAUAAAAUGUAAGUAUUACAAAUAACAAUUAAAAUAAUUGUAUUACUUAUUCAACAAAGGAGUUUGAAAUCCACGGUCCAUCCAUUUCUUUUUGUAUUCAAAGGCAAAUUUGAAUAAAGUUUUUUGUAAUGGUGUCCCAUGAGAAAGUUUUUCGUUUAUUCCUUUGUAAAUACGAUCUAAUAUAAGCUAUAAUAUACAAAAUCAUAAAAGUUAUACAAACACUAUUUUCAAUUUUUUGGGUAAAUAAUAAUGUCAAAUUAAAUACAUACUGGCACUGCAGUCAUAAUAGUUGGUUUUAAUAUUGCUGCGUCACCUUUUGUACCUCGUUUAAUUUUACUAGAUGUAUCGAUCAUCGUCAAUGGUGUAGAAUAUCCUAUUCUAAUUCCACACAAUAAACAAGCAAGUUCUAUAAUAAAAAAUAAAAUAGGUAAAUGAUACCUACUUCUUACACAUUUAAAAAUAAUUAUAUUGAAUAUUAUUAAACAAAGAUUAAAAAUAUUUUGAUUUUAAGAUAGACAAAAAUUUUUUAUAAUUGCCUCCAAGAAGUUCAAACACAUGAGCCAAAGGUAAAUAUCCCAUAAAAACAUCUUUCUUAUAGUCGAUUAUAAUAGCGUCUGUGAAUGCUUUGAGCGUUGCUAUAAGAUUUGUAUGAGAUAAAUUGACACCUUUUGGAAUACCUGUGGAUCCACUAGUAUACAUUAUGAUAGCUAUGUCACUAGAUACUGGUAAAUUGCUUUCUGAAAAUAUAAUUCAAAAUUACUUUAUUUAAAAUUAUAAAUAAAUAAUUUAAAUAUUUACCAGUAACUUUGAAUUCAGACCCUUUUUUUAAGAUAGAUUUGAAGGAUAUUAUUUCUACGUCCUCUUUAUAUCCACUUACAUUGGUUUUUGCUAAUUGAUCCUCCAUGUAUAUCAAUGUUUUUACUUUGGGAGUGAGCAGUAAAAUAUUUUUAAAUUUUGGCAAUAAAUCAUGUGAAGUAAUUACAAUAGUCACUUCAGUUUCAUUAAUACCAUGAGCUAUAGCUUCUUCCCCAAGAGUAGCAUAUAAUGUAACCACUACAAAAAUAAUAUUAAAUCAUACCAUUAUUAUAAUUAUUUAUUAAUUUACAAAAGUGAAACAUAUAAUAAUUUAUAUGAUAAAAAAUUUAUAUUAUACAAGGUGAUUAUAUUGUAAGUAUAACUAAAACAAUUUAAAAUAAAAUAUAUAUGCAUUAAAAAUUAAAAAAAUAUUCAGCUAUAAGGUUUUAAGAGAUUAAAAUAAAUGAUUAAAGCAACUUUUUUUGUAAUAAAAUAUGGUAAAAUAUUUUAUUAAUUUUUGUAUUAUUUAUUAUUUUUACCAGGUAUAUUUUGUUUAAAACAUCCUUGUAUAGCAACCAUCCAUUCUGCUCUUGUUUCAGCAAAUAUUGCUAUAUUUUCCUUGUGUUUUUGGCCCAGAGAAAUUAAUGCAUUCCCAAAAUUAUCUGAUGCUUCAUCUACAUCUUUAAACGACAUCCAUUUGUAAUCACCCAUGACAUACUACAAAAAAUAAAUAUUUAUUUAAUAUUAUUUAUAUAAACAAAUAAUUACCUUAAAGUAAUGUUUUCUUAUGAACAAUUUAAAUUGAUUAAUCAUAAUUUUGGAUUUUAAAAGGACCAAUGUAUUAUUUUUUUAAAUAUUAUGUUAAGAUAUUUUUUUAAGACUAAACAAACAAGGAAUAUAAAAGUUCUACUAUUAUGAGAUACUUAAAUUUAUUUCAGUAAAACAAAUUAAAUACUAAUAGUUUUAUAACUAAUUUGUCUUAUUGUUAAUAGACAAAAAGUUAAGCCCAAUGACACAAUAAUUCUUGUUCUUAUUUUUCAUAUUUUUGUUUUCAUUAUUUUUUUUUAUUUUUUCUGAUUUGAUAUCAAUACAAAUUUUUAGGUUUUAAAAAUACUUGAAAAUUUGAUUAGCUGGGUGUUGCCUGCCAUCUUAGUCAUUCAAUUAAUUAUUAUUGAGAUUUAUUUGAACUUAUCAAACAUACUUAUUGUACAAAUUGUAAAGAUUGUGGAUUUUCUUAUCCAAUAAAAAAUAAUAAUAAUACAAUUGAGUGGUGUAUUAUAACUAAUAUCAUCACUUAAUUACUUUCACCUAACUUCGCUCAGAAUCGCAACAAUAAUUAGAAGAUAAAUUAUGAUACAAAAUUUUGAAGGAUGAAAUUGCUCUCACUACACCCCAUAAAAUACAUGUCUUAACUUGGUUGAUAAAAAAAAAUCUAUAUAAUAUUUUUUUAUAAGCCUUAAAAGCUCAAAUUUUAAAGUAAAUCAUAAAAACCAUGGCAUUUCGUGUACUAAUUUUCAAAUUAGUAUAUGUGCAUCCAGAUUUAAAAUAAUGAACUCAGUAACACCUCAGCGUGCCAAAAAUAUUAAAUAAUUUAAAAAAAUAAUAAUACACAAAAUAGAAAAAUAAAUUGACCCCUCACUACGCACUAAACCUAAAUAUUAUUUAGAAAAAAAAAAAUGUCCUCCCCAGUGGGGAAUCAAACCCCCAGUUUCCCGCAUGACAGGCGAAUACUAUAGAGAAUUACAUAGUGAUAAAAUAAAAGUAAAGAUUAUAAAUUAUUUACAUUCAGAUGGAAUCAAAAAAUGUUAGAAUUUUAUUUUUGAUUUAGAAUUUUUUUUAACAAUGGAAAAAUAUUUAUAUAGCAUUCAAGAUUUUGAUUAAUUUCAAUUUUAUUUGCUAAAAUUUUCUUUGAAUACCAAUAUUAUAUUAUUUAUUUUAUGCAGGUAAAAAUUAUUUGACUUUCUAAAUCAGUGGCGUAUUUAUGCUAGGAGAUCCGGGAAAUAUAUCUCCUUUUUUGACAUUUUUUUUUUUAUUAAUUUAUAAAAAUACCUAAUGUUUUUUAAAAUUCAAAUUUCUUUUGAUUUUAAUCAGAAAAAUAAAAAAAAAAACCUUAACUAUAGGUAAAUAUCUUUUUUAAAAACAAAACCCAGAGACGUCUCCAAACCUUGACUAUGGAUGGGGGAGGGUGGUGGUGAAUGAUUUUUACUCUUGAAUACCACAGCUUUGGUCAACAAAAAUUCAAAACUUUUAUGUCUCUAAUAAUGCCAUUUCAAUUUAAAUGACUUCAGAUAUAUUGUACAAAUGUAGUAAAACAGUACAAUUUAAAAUUUAAAUAAAUUUUUUUCACAUUAAAUAAAUAAUAAUUAAAAUAAUGAUAAUAUGAUUUUAUAUAAAUAAUAUUAAUAAAAGUAAGACGACCAAUUACAAAAUACUUUUAUUUUAAGCAGCGUUUCACAAGCGGCUUGUUCAAUAAUAUUUUCAUUUCGAUGAAUAUUCAAGUGUUAAGCCAGUUAGCCUCUGCUCAAAUUUUUUUUACCACAAAGUAGUACUUUUAAUAAACUUCAUGUUGAAUUCUCAAGCAUUUCUGUUUGGUCUAACAAUUUUAUCCAUAGAGUACCUACCUAAUAAAAAUUAUGUACAAAAUUCACAAAAUUAAAAUGCCUGUAAAUUGCUCAAAUAUUUGACCACACUAAGAAAAGGCAAAUAUAAGUUUUAUGUUUAAAUUUCAAGUUUCUAUGAAUAUUUUUAACUAUUAUUUUAUUAUAUCUUUGCAGACUGAUUGUUCCUACUUAAUUUUCCAUAAAUCUCAACCUUGAAUAUUUAUUGAAAUGUAUAAAUGAGAAGUGUUUCAUUCUUGUUUCAAAGUAUUUCCAAGAUCUGGAAUUAUUUUUCUGGCAUUUGGAACCAGUUGAAUUUGUACUUAUUUAUACUUAAGAAUUAUGGGUAUUUUGUAUAACAAAAAAGAACAUCACAAUGGGGGGCGAUCGCCCUCCCCUUCGGGGGCACGCCUGUUGUACAGUCAGCUAAAAAGUUAGAAUGCAGAAUGUGGACACCUAUACACUAUAUACACAUAAUACAUACAGUAAAUAUAGAAUAAAUAAAAAACCUGAGUGUGGGAUGUUACCAUACAGACAAAACCUUUCCGAACAAAUAUGAUCUAAGAGUAGAGGUGAUAGGGAAGCAAUUGACAUUUUUGAUAAAAUGUGUUUGCUUAUCGAGACCUUGAAACCUUAUUUUUUACUCAUCAUGUUUGUUAAAACAGAAAGGGGUAAGUGGAUGAGAUUUUUAAAAAGCUACAAAGGGGGCGUAAAAUAAUAGAAGCUGGGAACCACUGAACAAAACUAAUAAUAAUAAUUACUAAAAUAUUUCAAUGUCAAUGUUAGGACAAAUUGAAUCGUAAACUAUUUAAAGACAUAUAUAAAUUUAAAAUUAAGUAUUUUUUUGUUUAGCCUAGUUACACAAUUCGUAAAAAUCAUCAAUAUUUUAUAUACUGACUACAUAAAUAAUAAUACAAUGUUUUUAACAAUAUUUAAUUUACUUACUUUUUUGAAAACUCUACCAUUAGGUUGUAACUCAUCUUCCUCGGCAAGUACUUCCCUAGUUCCAAGGCAAUAAGAAUCUGUAUAUUUAUUAACGGCAUAUUUAAAUACCUUUUGUAAUGUAUCUAUUUUAUCUUUAACAAGAGUAAGAUGAUUGACAGUAGGUUCGCUUAAUGUUUUGAUGAGGAUUGUGUUAUCAUCUAUUUUACUAAUAUUAGACUGAAAUAAACAAAAAUUUUUAUAAUUAAAACAAAAAAGUAGAAUUAAGCAAGUACAAUAAUUAAUAAUCGUAAAUAAUCAAUCUUACUUUUAAUUGCCUGGAUUUUGCUUUUUUAACCCAAGGUUGUUGCAGUAUAAAAUACACUGGAUAUGUUAUAACAUCGUAUAUGAAAGAAAUUGUUUGAAAAGUUGACAAUAGAUAAGCAUUUUCCAUACUGAAAAACAAAAUUAUAUUGUACAAAAUAAAAAAUAAAUUAAACACAAAAUAAUAUAAUUUUUUAGUCUGGAUGUGUAUUUAAUGCCAGACGGAAUUUAUAGUAAUACAUUUUUUUUAUAAACUACAGCUUAAACAUAAAUAAUUGGACUUUGCACUUUUAAAGGUUUGUAUCGAUUAUAUCAUCAAAAUUAAAAUUAAAUAAACUAUUCAUGGGAUAUAAAUAUACAAAACCUAACUACCGUCAAUUUUAUCUGUAAUACUUAUCAUCUAUGAAAUUCAGACAGCAAUAAUAAGCAAUUAAUACCUUAUGAAAUGUGUAGGUCAGAAUAUUGUAGGUAGUGUGUAGUAUGUGUGAAUAUUACUCAUAGAAUACAAUAUACUAUAAUGAAUAAUUUAGUUUAGUUAUUUUUUUCUAUGGUUAAAUUCUAGUUUAAUUAUUCGUAUAACAUACUUAAAAAGAAAAAAGAUAACAGUAAUAAAGUAAUACGUAUACAUCCUAAACUGUAUGUUUUAUACGAAAAUAAUUAGGUAUAUCAAGAAAUUAGGUAGGUAAGUAGGUAGAUAACUAGUUUAUAGGUAAUUAAUAUAGGUAUUAAUCUAUUUAAAUUUAAACACUUCAUAUCUCAUUUUAUAUACCUAUUUUUUUUUUUUAUUAUUAUUAUAAUCGUUUUAUUUAAUACGCUAAUUGUGAAUUGAUAUUAAUUUAUUUAUUUAUUUCAAAAAUAUAACUAUGAAAACAUUUUAAAAUUUAAAAAACAAAUGAUAACCUUGAAUAUUAUUGGGUAGGUAUAGAUUUUAUUAUGAUUGAUUAACCAGUAAAAAAAAAACAAAAAUUAUUAAUAGGUAGGAACAGAUUUAUAUGUAAUGAAAAUACAAAAAUAUGCACAAAACACAGAAAAAUAUGUUAAGGGAAAAAAUUAAAUUUACAGAAAAUACAUUGAAUAUAAUUUUGAAAAAAUAAGAAUACAAAAUAAAAAUAGUAUUACCACUAGAAAACUUUAAAUUUUAAUAAUUUCUUAUUCAAAAUCUUAGAAGAUGAUAAUAAUAUAUUAAUAAUAUACACAUAAGAAAAUUAAUGUAACUAAUAAAUAAUAUUUUGUUAUUGCAUUUUAGAGGCCUACCAAAAAUAAAAAAGCCAAUAAAGUUUGUAAUGGGGCAAUGGUUUUGAAUAAUAAUUUGAUAGCUAAACGUGACAUUGAACAGGACUAUUCUGUUUAGCUAAUAAUUAAAAAUAAACAUAAUAUGGGUACCUACCUGUAAUUAUUAUUAUAUUAGGUAAGGUUAUUUAAUCCCGCCUAUUUAAUAAUUUUAAUGGGGGCCACAACCACUAAGUAUUUAUUUUAAUUAAACAUCGGACAUAAUAAUUAUGACCAAUACUUACAUCUAUAGGUAUAAGUAUGAAAAUUCACAAGAUAUACGAUUAUUGAACAGUAUUUAUAAUGCGAAAAAAACGAAUAUAAUCAUGCCUACUGACACAAGGUUCAGAAAUAUAAUUCGUGCAUAUUCGUGCAGUGUGGGAGAGAAAAUAGUAGUUACAGUAGGUAAUGGUGGGUUUCUUAAAACAAGAUUAUCAGACCUUGGAUUUUAUAGCAUUCGUGCAUUUUUUAUGUAGGUAGUCAUACGCAAUAUAAAUCCUUGUCAAAUUAUUAGUUUGCCACAUUUUGGCGUUUUCAAGUUCGAAUUUUUAACAAGAUUGCAUAACUUCCAUUUUAUUGAUAAUAUGAAAACUUUUUUAAGAUUAAGUGGGUUAGUCGGGCAUGUCUGAUGUUUAUUUGUUUUAAUGUGUAUUUAUGGCACUGAUUGUGCAAAUAUAUUAUCUGAACUCCAAUAACUCGGUAUUUAAAUAUUGAUAAAGAAGCUACAUAAUAUGUUCAAAAUGUAAUGGGGAGAUUAAUGUUCGGUGAUAACGACAAGAAAUGUUUGUAUAUGAUGAUAAUAUAAAUUUUACGAAUACGACACAAGGCCACAAAGGUACAAUCGGUGGGUAGAGCAUGAGCGUUUAAAAAAAAAAAAAAAGACGAAAAGUACGUUUCCUAAAAUAUAAUGUGUACGGCGCAAUGGCAAUAUUGUUGAACUGUAAUAAUUAGCUCGUUACUCACUUGUAGUAUUUGCAUACGAUACGGAGACACGACGGCGAUUGAGUAUACGUUAACAGGACAUUGUCCGGAUUUUCAUUCGGUUUUCAAAAUUGACCAGGCAGCAGCAAUUUCUACAAGAAUACGAUUAAUGUUAAUGAAUAUAAUUAUUCAAAACGCGUGAAAAAAAAAAAAAAAAAACCACAACAAAAACACGUAGAAACGAUAUUCCCGUACGACCGUGUCUAAAUGAAUGCGACGACGGCGACGGAAGCGUACGCAGGUGGGUACGUACAUCGGACUUGCACUACGGCGGCAAAACGUCGGAAUCGAACGGAAACGAUUGUUAAUACCAACGCGGUCGGUUUCCAGCAUUCGUAAAAUCGCGAGUAGUAACGGUUACGCCGACGGGACGGCAGCUCUGCGUACGCACGGUGAAUAACGACGAAUGGUGCGCGAGUCGCAUUGCUAUUAUCGCUAUCGGCGUUAUCACCGGAUUGUCGCGCGUUUGUUGUUGUCACGAGCGGCGGGACUCGCUUGCCAACGGCCGCGGCGCCGUGAUAAUAGGUUUAUUGCGACGAUUCCGUACGCGAGUACCUGCCGCUCGAUUGAAUCGGAUGCCGUACGCCCGGGUGCAGCGCACGCACGGCGCGUACGCGUUUCGCGUACCUACGUAGUCCGCGUGUUAAUCGACCGCGCGACUGGCCCGAGUAGGCCCGGCGGGUUUACCCGAUCGAAUGUCUACGGUUUCUAUUUUCCUUUCCCGUCAAAAUGUGCGAACUACGCGAAACGCUAAACGCGUUGCACAACCGCGCUAAUACUGGCCGGACAUUUCAGGGAGUUUUAAUUAACGAACUCAACGGUAGGCCUGCGCAGUGUCUGAGGGAAAUUACCGACAACGACGAGAAACCGCCAACGUUGCGGGAGGGAAGUUCGGAUGGUUAACGAUACGGAAUGAUGUAAUUCACACUCGGUGUUAUUAUACUGAAGCGACUGAAAAAUCGUUUGAAUAAAUAAACGAUUUCUAACCAAGCUCGGUAAUCCGGUAGUUGUAUAGUAAUUAGUAGGUAUUACGCUUGUUUUCCCCGUGUAGCCAUGGUAACCCGGAAAUCGACGCGAGCCAAACGGAAAUGUCGUCAUAAUAUCUUGUCGAAUUUUUAUAAGGUCUGUUGAUCUAGAAAAAUUGUUCAAAUAAACAGAAAAAUUCACAUAUUUUAUUGUACUACGUGAAAAAAUCGGAACAUUUUAGGUACCCGCUAAAAUAUCGUUUUUAAAUAAAAAAUAUUGGGUGAGGGUUACUUAUUGAGAAAAAACAUUCAAAUAGAGAAUACCACCAAGCGAACAAUAUUAUAAUUUUUUAUGGCACAGCGUAAAAAAAUCCGGUCGUUUUUAUUACCAAACACGUGUUUUCUGAUAGCCUCUAUUUAAACUAAUAUCACAAAUUAUGCCAUUGGGUUAUGGAACAGAUUUUUAGCUCACCGAGUUAUAAAUAGAAUAGAGAAAAGAGACACGGUCAAAAUUAUGCAGUUCUUAUAAUCAUACGCAUGCCCCAGUUAUUAAUGUUUGUUUUUACGGUUUGAAUUCAAUUAAGUAUCCGCGUGAGUAGGUUCCGGGUACCUAAUCUGACUAGAAAUGCAUUUACACGUGCGAAAAUAUAAUGGCGUACCUAUGCAGUGUUUCAAACGGAUCACCAAAACGCGUAGAGGAAGAAAACUAUCGAACCAACAAUUCUAUUAUUGUGGCUCAACGGACUACUAUUAUGGGUCGUCUACGUAUAAUUAUUGUUAAGUGAUUUCUGUUUAUAAGCCCUAAAAACUUGAAAACGUGCGAUUUCUAUAAAUUCUCACGCUUAAAAUAAUUUGGACGAUAAUCGACGUUCGGCGGACGGGAUAUUCUGUACACCGCACUCUGUCCGAGUGCAGUCUGCGCUUGACAUGUAAGCUCGCAAUCGCCGGUGAAUAUGCGCGCUGUUGUUCGUUAAAUUUUUCAACAGGAGUUUUUCAUCGGUCACAUAUACGGCAUAGUGUCUUACAUUUUUCACGGCGCCGCGACUCGAAAACUCGCAAGUCAUUUAAAUGUACGAACGACCGCUCGGGUUUACGAAAAUACAAUGCAUUCGGAGUUCACUGUAAUUGCGCUACUGCCAUUGGUUUUAGAAUACACUUAAUGUAAUAAAACGAUUGACGAGUGCAUUACUAACAUACGUAUCCAUUACACACAGGUAUUGUAUUGGUUUUUUGAAGGGAAACAUCACGGAACCAAACUGCGAAUAAAAAAUUCGUAUUGACGUAAACACGGCGAGGUGAAAUGUGCGUUACGGCUGCUAGGGCCGGGCCCGGGCCCUAGGCCCUGCCCCCGUAUCGUCGGACCGGACCCGCAGCCGAUCCGCGGACCCUCGCCGAAGUUGUAAUCACUACGAGGACGGAUAAUAUUUACCGUGUGUCGGCUGGUGGGGGGCACGGGAAACGGCGUACGAAAAUGUUCAUCGUCCCGGUGCCCGUCUACUUAAUAUUACACUCACCGUCGUCGCAUAGUUUCGGAGUCUUGCCGAUUCCGUUGGCCGACUGCCCGCCGACGACUAGUCGUUACUACGAAAGUCCGAACGCGUACAAUGUUAUCGCCGCACGGACCGCGGUGUAAUUAUACCCGGUGACGUACGUAAAUAGCAAUAAUAAUAAUCGUCGUCCGCGUCCUGAGUACCUGCUCCGCGCGUUACGUACGGGCGCCUCGGCGGUUUUUAUUAAUACGAUUAUUCGAUUGUGUUACACGCGGCCGGCUUAUGAUAUUAUAUUAUUAUUAUUAUUAUUAUUAUUAUGACGUGUGUAGAACGCGUUUAGGUACGUCGCCGACGGCCCGUGGCCUUACUGAAAGCACGCGGCCACCGUAACACGCGUCGAUAAACGGAAAUAACGGACGCGGCGAUGAAAUAUUCACACGGCGAUUACAGCGACAUUUAUAAUUUACAACGACGCGACGAUACGGCCGGCACGACGGUGUGGACGACGGGUCGGACGUGUU
Molecule: messenger RNA, 13474 nt
Organism: Cinara cedri
Lineage: Eukaryota; Metazoa; Arthropoda; Insecta; Hemiptera; Aphididae
Source: the annotation of a GenBank genome assembly